CUUCAUAUGCUCGAUUCCUCUCUCUCUCUCUCUCUCUCUGUUCUUUAUUCUGCUCAUCAUAUGAUUUCGUUUUGUCAAAUCUGAGCAUCGAAUUCAAACAAACACGGUUUCUCCUCAAUUCCCAUUCAAUCAUUCAUUCAUGUUUUCUUUUUGCUCUGCUAAGUGCCAUCACUCGUUUUUGAUUUCAUUUCCAACAACGCCAAUUUCAUAUUGCCUUGUCUUGUGAUCAUUCUCUAGUAUUUAGCAUACCUGCAGAAAGUUCUUAUGUCUCCCCCUUUGGUUUGAGCUCUCAGAUUACUCACUACUCACUACUCAGUAAUCAAAAUCUUUGUUGUUAGCUUUAGGUUUUUUCUGAUUUGGCUCUGUGACCUAUGAAUCGGUGUUUGUUUGUUUGUUUAAAUUGAAAUGCAAUGAGGAAGCGCCCCGACCAAAUGGAAAAAGGGGCAGCAGCAAAGAACCAGAAUUCCCGCAUUUGCUUUUUGGCAUCCCUUUCUGCCUUCUUCUGGUUUUUGCUCCUUUACUUCCAUUUUGUGGUCCUUGCAGGAGAUAAUAGCAAUAGAAAGAUUAGUUAUAAUAAUCAAGUUGAUCUUGAUCACUCAACCCUAUCAACAACACCUGUUUCUGUUAGUUAUGAACCUCCCCCAACCCAUCAAGUGCAAGCCCCUCCUAGAAAGAUUGGCUUCCCUGACACCGACACUGACACCCUACACGCCACCAAGAAGAGUUUCCCUUUCAUGAGAGCAAUGAGAGCUUCUGAGAACAAGAGUGAUCCCUGUGGGGGGAGGUACAUUUAUGUGCAUGACCUUCCCUCCAGGUUUAAUGAGGAUAUGUUGAAGGAGUGCCGGAGUUUGAGUCUUUGGACUAAUAUGUGUAAGUUCACAACCAAUGCCGGUCUUGGUCCACCCCUUGAGAAUGCUGAAGGGGUGUUCUCGAAUACUGGCUGGUAUGCUACCAAUCAGUUUGCUGUUGAUGUGAUAUUUGGCAACCGGAUGAAGCAGUAUGAGUGCUUGACAAAUGAUUCCUCCAUUGCUGCUGCGGUUUUCGUGCCCUUUUAUGCUGGAUUUGACAUAGCGCGUUACCUUUGGGGUUAUAAUAUUUCAACGAGGGAUGCAGCUUCACUUGCUCUGGUUGACUGGCUCAUGAAGAGGCCGGAGUGGAGCACAAUGAAUGGAAGAGACCAUUUUCUUGUUGCAGGAAGGAUAACCUGGGAUUUCAGGAGACUGUCUGAGGAAGAAUCAGAUUGGGGCAAUAAGCUUUUGUUUUUACCAGCGGCGAAGAAUAUGUCCAUGCUUGUGGUUGAAUCCAGCCCUUGGAAUGCAAAUGAUUUUGGAAUUCCAUAUCCUACAUACUUCCACCCUGCAAAGGAUGCUGAUGUGUUCAUGUGGCAAGAUCGAAUGAGGCAACUAGAGAGGAAGUGGCUUUUCUCCUUUGCCGGUGCUCCCCGUCCUGGCAACCCCAAAUCAAUCAGGGGUCAGUUAAUUGAUCAAUGCAGACGGUCAAAUGUUUGUAAACUGUUGGAAUGUGACUUUGGCGAAAGCAAAUGUCAUUAUCCCAGCAGCAUAAUGCAGAUGUUUCAAAGCUCGCUUUUCUGCUUGCAACCCCAGGGUGAUUCAUACACGCGAAGAUCUGCUUUUGAUUCAAUGCUGGCUGGUUGUAUACCUGUCUUCUUCCAUCCAGGCUCAGCAUAUACACAGUAUACUUGGCAUCUUCCCAAGAAUUUCACAAAGUAUUCUGUCUUCAUUCCCGAGGAUGAUAUUCGUAAGAGGAAUAUCAGUAUAGAGGAAAGGCUUAGUCAGAUACCCCCUGAGCAAGUGAAGAUCAUGAGAGAAGAGGUCAUUAGUCUCAUUCCAAGACUAGUGUAUGCUGAUCCUCGCUCCAAAUUAGAAACUCUUAAAGAUGCAUUUGAUGUUGCGGUGCAAGCAGUAAUUGACAAGGUUACAAAUUUGAGGAAGGAUAUUAUUGAAGGCCGUACAGAUGACAACUUCAUUGAGGAGAACAGUUGGAAAUAUGCUUUGCUGCCUGAGGGAGAGCACGAGGUAGGACCUCAUGAAUGGGAUCCUUUCUUCUCCAAACCAAAGGAUGGUAAUGGAGAUUCCAAUGAUUCAUCUGCUGAAGUUGCAAAAAACUCUUGGAAGAAUGAGCGAAGAAAUCAAUCAUGAAAGGAAGGGGGGAAAAAUCUACAGGGCGCUUAAGGCUUAAUCCUGACUUAACAAUGCUUUGCUUGAAUUGGAGAAGAAUUACAAAUUAUUGUUGGGUCUUGCAGUGCACUAACAUGUCUUGCUUAUAUUGAGCGAGCUUCCCUCAUGGAAACCCUCGACAUGGAGACAUAUUGUUUGCUAUACACAUUUUUGUGUUAUAGGUUUUUCUGAUUUCUGCUUCAUGUAUUUCUCCUCACUACUUAGUGGUUCCAAGAAUGAUUUGGGAGGUUUAAUAAUUCCUUUCAUGUAAUAGUUUUAUUCAUUUGAUUCAUAUAGGAAAUAUAAACAAAAUUAUUACAGUUAAUGGCACCAGAACAAGUUUAACCAUUGAAGUCAUGGAUAGAUCAGUUGAAGUUUCAUUUCUCCGAUACAUCAGCCUGCCAUACACGAAAAUGCGUUGAGAAAAUGUAUGAGCUGUUUUCAUUUUAGUAUAUUGGGUUAUUUCAUUUUGCUGAAUGCACCUGUGUGAAUGGCUUGUCUUGUUUAACUACCUGUAAUGGAAGCAACUAGAGAAAAUGUA
Molecule: messenger RNA, 2718 nt
Organism: Glycine soja
Lineage: Eukaryota; Viridiplantae; Streptophyta; Magnoliopsida; Fabales; Fabaceae
Product: xyloglucan galactosyltransferase MUR3-like
Exons: 1
Coding region: 411-2159 (582 amino acids)
Molecular function (GO): glycosyltransferase activity
Source: RefSeq, a predicted model, not a curated record